This is a messenger RNA of Dentiscutata erythropus, 159 nucleotides long. The record is from the annotation of a GenBank genome assembly. Lineage: Eukaryota; Fungi; Glomeromycota; Glomeromycetes; Diversisporales; Gigasporaceae.
GUAUCGAUGGACGAAGUGAUGAAAAUUGAUGCAAUGAUGAUGAAUUUAUUAGAAUUGUUAGCGAAGGAUAAGCAUGAUAUUGAGGAUAUAAAUAAUAUAAAUGAAAAGAAAAUUGGUAACUUGCUAGUGUUAAAUGAAGAAAUAAUCCAAGGAAUCUAA